UGUCUGCUCUUCAGCGCCUCCCCGAGGACAAGUGAAUCAAUGCACGGUAUACUUCUCCGGCGCGCUCGCUGUCUCCGUCUCCACUGUGCCACUGUCACCGCUCCAUCUCUCACAGUCUCCUCACAGGCAGCCUCUGAGUUUGUCUCAUCACUGUCCACCUCUGAUCAUCAUGAGUGAAAUGGUUUUGCUUCACACCCACGGAGCUUUGGCGAAAUUAAAUAAAAGCGCAGCCCGCCUUUGUUCCGGAUAUCUUUUUAAAUAUUAACAAGUUGUCAUGUCAUCUCUGACUGGAAGAGGAGAGAGCUCGGUCAGAGGAGCGCACUGGAGCUGUGAAGUGCAGCAUCACUGUGAGACCACUGCUUUUUCUACAAGUGUUAAAGGAACAGACCGCUUAAAACCCAACAGGGAGCGCCCUGCUCCUGAGGGCGCCGGAGUCUCCAGACAGGGAGACCCACACCGGAAUAUGUACCAGGGAUCGGACGCUGUCCCGGGCUCGUACAUGUCCCUGCCCGGCUCCGUGGGGGACCGCAUCAGGACUACUAUGUGGUUUGGUGCUGGGAGCAUGUGCAGAGGAUCCAAAGCGAAGAAACCCGGCUUCGGGAGGUCCGAGGGGAAAGUUGCGUGUUGUGAGAAGUGCUCAGCGACCCUCGUUGCUCUGAAGAAACAGGCUCUGAGUCUGGCUGUUCACCAUCACUUCUCCUGCAAGGACUCAAGUGACCUAUCAGCAUUUCUUAAUGACAACCUCCGCGUCCACAGCCGCUCCACCACUGAAUGCAGGGACAGAGACAGGGAGCAGGGUCAGUGUUCAGCCUGUGGUACGAGCCUGAACCAGCUCAAACAUGAGGCCAUCCACCUGGCUCUGAACAGGGGUCAGUCGCUGGCUAAGCCUCUGCCUGAGCCCAGCCUCAGCAGCAGUACACUGCUGGGACUAAGUGAGACAAGAUAUGGGGAUCGGGGUCUGAGAGAAGCUGACAUGGCUGCACAUCAACCGCAUGUUCAAACCUACAGUCCACAGAGCCCCAGGACCCCUCAGAGAACCCCUCAAACCCUCAGACGCAGGGGGCUCAAACUCCCCAACCAGGAUAUGGACCGCUGGGUGGAGGAGCAGCAGCUCAUCACUUGUAAAUCUGUGUACAAUCCUGAUGGUGUCACCAUCUAUCGUUACCAUAAGGCUGCAGGUGAUGCAACCCAGGGCUGUGUUGAUGCUGGGCCUGUACAGACGAGCUCCAAGAUCCCUCACAUCUCCAAAGUGGUCAACAUCGCCAACACUGCUGCCAUGUCCUUUCUGGCAAAAGCGGCUGAGAAGCUCAGCCUGACAUUGAGGAAAAAGGGCCAGGCAUCUGAUCCAGCUCCCGCCCAUCUCUCCACCUGCUUCAGGGAGAUUGUCCAGAAAAACCCACCAUCAGUUCCCUCCUGCCUGCUCCAAGCUGCCACCAGAACCAGAGACUCACCCAAUGUUGGCAAGGUCAAAGUCGUGCUCAGGGUAAGCCCAGAACAGUCACGGGGCCAAGGCCAACCACCUGUUCUCCAGAUUGACCCGUCUAAAAAAAGAGUCAUCAUAAUGGAACCAGUGAGCAACAGCCAACCACCCACUGCAGUGAUACUCGGCAGGGAUGGCAAAAGUCUUCUGAGAACAUUCAACUUUGAUGCUGCAUUUCCUCAAGAGUCAAGCCAGGCUGAGGUGUGUGCAGGCGUCUUGGCUGAUGUCAUCCGCUGUGUGCUCAGCGGCAGCGAUGGAUGUGUCCUGGGUUUGGGGUGUGCUGACGUGGGCUCCUGGUCCAGCAUGGUGGGGAGUGAUGAGAGCGUCCAGAAGCUGGGGCUCAUUCCCUGUGCCAUCUCCUGGCUGUACAGCACCAUCGAGCGGCGGAGAGAGAAGACCUGGACUGACCUGACAGUAUCAGUGUCUGCCGUUGAGCUGUGCUGCGGAGAGGAGGACACGCUAAGAGAUCUCCUGGGGGAGGUCGUUCCUUCUGUGGGCAGCGUCCAGGAUAGCCCGAGAGCUCGUAUCAGACUCCAAGAAGAUCCGGUCUACGGGAUACAACUACGUAACCACAACCGGGUGAAGGCCCCCACUGCUGAGCGAGCAGCUUCCCUGCUGGACGUGGCCAUUGCAGCGCGUCGGCACAGUGACUUCAUUACGUACCUGUCCCACACCUCCAUAAUGUUCUUCACCCUCCAUGUCCAGCCCCCUCGUACAGAGAGCAGUACCAUUGGCAAAGGUUCCCGUGGCCCCACUAAGUUGACCCUGAUAGAUGUGUGUAGUGGAAUGAGCGCUAUGAGCAAAAUCAAACCCCCUCAUUCUGAGCUGGGCCCAGUCAUCGUGUCUCUACUAAGUGGACAUAAAACUACGUCCAACAAGAGCAGUAAGUUGACGAUGCUCCUUCGAGAGUCCUUGGGUCAUACGAACUGCCACACCACAGUGAUCGCUGAAGUUGCUGAGUCACUGUCACACCUUCAAGAAACGUUAUCCACCAUCCAGCUGGCAGCACGUAUUCGCAGGACACAGAAAAGGACAAAGCAAUCCACCUCAUGCUCUCCUUGCGGCAGGAGUCUAACAAGAGAAAAGAGAGGGCCUCAAUCUUUCUCCCUUCGGGCCUUCCACUCCACUGAUGAGGUUGAUGUUGACAUCCAUCCUCUCCGUCUUCGGGGUGAACUAGAUGAGCAUUCCAGUAGUGACCAGUCUUGUGAUACAGUCAUCCAAAUAGACUCAGAUGGCUUCAUCAAGUCCAAAGGAGCACCAAGGCGGACACAACCUGAAUUUGUGCCAAUCAUACCGUCUUUGCCUCCCAACAAACCUGACUUGGAUGACCCAGAGUUUACUGCGCUCCUACAAGAGCUUCUGAGAAUCCCUCAGCUGCAGGGGGAAAAGAAGGAGGAAAAUGUUCAAGGCCAUAUGGAUAUGCUCAAAGCAGACAUGAAGCCACCAGAGAGGGAUUGUCUUAAAUGUGAAACAUUUGCUGAACUUCAAGAGCGUUUGGGCUGUAUCGAUGGAAGUGAGAUACUUGAAGUACUCAAGUCUUCCUCAAAAGUCCCUCGUGUUGACAAUGUCACAACCAAAUCACAUCACAAAAAAGAAGCAGGGAAGCAGACAGACACCAAAUCGACCCACUCGUCAAAAGUACCACAGGUCUUGAUGAAUCAGGGGUUAGGUUGCAGUCAGCCCCCUGAAGCAGAAAGGAAGACAGAUAGUGCCCUCCCUGCAGACAGUUUCCAAAGAGAGGAUUCAGGUUUGUAUGACUGUGAGGAGUGCAGUGCAGCCAGUUCAAGUGAAGAACUCUUGAAUCAAACACUAAGUCUGAACAAGACCUGUUGCUUUGAGUUGCCCAACAGUGGAACUCUGAAGUUAGGUGAUAAGCUCCCUGCUCAACCCUCCCUCCCUGCUGAUAUUGCUGCAACUAAUUCCCUUGCACUUCAGCCCACAAGAAAACAGCCGAGUCCUGAAACUGCUGAAUGGUCCAAAGCAGACAAAAGGAUCUCACCAGUUGGUAAGAGCUCCCCCAUAUCUCCCUCAUCCUCCUGCUCAUCGUCACAGUCCGUGGCUACCGGUGCCAUACACAGGGAUGUCUUAACUAACUUCCCUACAGAGGGUGUUAAGGAAAUGAAGGCCACUAUCACAGUCACUGUUCAACAGCCGCUGGACCUAAAUGGUCAAGAUGAACUUGUCUUCUCUAUGGUAGAAGAGGUGACCAUUAGUGGAGCAUUGGACAGAGGAAGAACAGGUGGAAACAUUAUUUGUAUCAGAGACAAUGGGCAGUCACAGGGACAUACUCAAGGCUCUGUCAAUGCUCAACCAAUCAGGAUAAUCAGCAAUGUCAGUGAAGAAUCUGUAGCUGCAGCUUCCUCCAGUAUAACUAAAGGCUCUGUUGUUCAGGCUGCAGUCUCAGAGGCUAGUGCUGAAAAGCCCCAGCAUCAGUGCCGAAGGGAAAAAGGGUUCUUACCUUCAUUUAUUAAUCCCAUGUUGAUUAAUACAGAUGAAGAUUGUGUUUUGGAUGGUGCUAAAGAAAAAGAAAGUCCUUAUGAUACAAACACAGGAGUAAAGUCAGGGUCUGAGGUCAAAAGAAAUACUGUCAAAUGUCCAGAAGAUGAAAUAAGUCAUGUAAAAAGGAGUGGAACGUUUGCUGCUGACACUCAUGUCAAAAAGUCUGACAAGUUAUUUGACUCUUUUACCAAAAUGUGUUAUGAUUCAGUGAUUUUGGAGGAUUCUGCCUUCUGUGAUGAUGCAGCAGACUACAAAAUGUGUGGAAAAAAAACAAGAAAUACAGACAGGAGACACCCAAGAGACAAGGAACAUGUUUAUUCCAGCUCCAACUCUACAGGGAACUCAGAGGGGGUAGAAAUGACCUGCAAACGUGUUGGGAAUGCCCCCAGGAGAACUGGUGUUUCACCUGGUUGCCAAGAAACUGCCCCUGCUUCAUGCAAAAUGGGUAGUUUGCCUAGAGGCUGGCAAAAUGCCAACCACCAGGACGGUCACAUGGCAGACAACCACAGAGACCCGAGGGAGGUGACAUCAUCCACCCCAUGCAGCCCAGGAGUAACACUGGAAAGGAGGCAGGGCAGACAUGACUCUCCAGUGAACCAUAGCCUCCACCACUCCUCUCCUCGGAAAUAUGAAAUAGAGUAUAGACAGGAAGCUAGUAGCUCUUCAAGAACGGGCAUUGGAUCUGUAUCCGAGACCUCAAGUCCAAGAAUAAAACAUGAUGAUAUUAGUGGAAGGUUGCAGUCACCCACUGAGAACAGCGGCAGGCUUUUCAACACUAAAUUGGAGCAGCUGGCCUGCAGGACUAAUUCCCUUGGGAGAAUUCCAAGAGACUUUCCGACUCUGUACAGAGACAGUAGUAACACGUCUAUGAGCUCUAAGGGGAGCUCCAAGGGAAGUUAUGAAGCGGCUUGUAAGGGAGGUUAUAAGGACAUUAAUGAGGGACAUUGUACUUUACCAAGGGCUAGCAGGAGCCCCAGGAAGAGCCGUCGUUCUGACCACAGUCAUCACUUCUUCUCUUCUCAGAGCUCUUUAGCUCAAUCUGCCAAGCAGACCCAUAGCAAGCUCUCUGCUGUUGGAAAACUCAAGUUGGCUACCCCCAAAGUCCGCCGACUGUCUGCCCCCAGCAUAAAGAACCUCACUAUGUCUCACAAAGGCCUACGGCAGUCCUCCAGUCGUAGUGCCAGUCUUUCUCCGGACAGUAAAACUGUUAGCUUUGAGCGGGGAUCCUCCUUUCUUCCCUCUUCCCCUCCACGAUCUUUUCAAUCCAUCAGUCGGACUCCAAGCCAGAGUUCCACAUGUUCAUCCACAAAAUCUGUCAUCCAGGGGUUUGUCAACGGCCGGAUCUCAGACCUACUAAAGGAGAGGGUCUCCAGCCCCACUGCAGGAGGAGUGGAUGAAAUAACUCCUUUUUCCUCGCCGUACAGUCGGGUGACGGCACCACGGUCGCCUGAUCACCUGAGUGGGCAUGCGAGUGACACCACCAGUGUGCUGAGUGGUGAUCUGCCACCCGCAAUGGGGAAGACAUCCCUGUAUUUCUCCAACAGAACCAGUAUGGUGAGCAGUGGCUAUGGCAGCAUGCUGAGGGACAGUGAAAACACAGGUAGCAGCGUCUCACCCAGAGAGUCUGUCAGUGACAGGAGCGGCUCUCUCCUCAGUGUGGGUCGCAGCAGCCGAGCAUCGCGGAGGAAAGGCAACACAGGUUCUCACCAGCGGCGUCCCUCCCAAGAUUCAACCACUUCCCUGAGACGCUCGACUAGUGGUCUGCGGUCUCACUGGGUGGAUCGGGGAAUCCCAGAGGCCUUUGAGAUCAAGGUCUAUGAGAUCGACAACCGGCAGAGGAUGCAGAAAAGAACAGGGUCCGGCAUGCUUCAGCGCCAAGCUAGAGCUUUUGGAUCAUCGUCAGCAGAGGAUCUCAGAGGUCUGACCCAAAUACAACAACCUGAGGAGGGAGCUGGAGCAGGUCAACCACAACCUCAUCCUGGAGCCUGCCACAUGGAACCAAGAGUUUGACCUGUGGCAGACGUUGGAGGUGGUGACGGCUCGGCUGGACAACAAAGCUGCAAAGCCAACGUCAUGAUGCUGCUUUGACAUCACCACUGAGAGGCAGCAUAAGAGGAGAAGGUGUGAACAGAGAGACUUCAUGCAAACUAAGGCAUCUUUUCCUCUUGGACGCUUAUGUUUUAUUUCCACCACUUAAAUCUUAUCUCUUAUCUUUGCACACACUUUAUGUUCCACACCACGCCAUCACCUGUGAUAGCUACCUAAAUGAACAAGUCCUGGAUCUUGAAUGUCUUCACAGUGGGGACAAAGCUCAGAGACAGUUGACAGGAAGUCUCCACUCACAAAGGGCUGACACUUGUACAAAGCAACUUGAUUCUCUUCACUUGUAAGUCUUUUUUUUGCCAGUCACAAUAAGGAGUAGCUUGUUUUUUGUUGUUGUAGGGCUGUGUCAUUUGGUCACAUCGCAAUAAAACAUUUAAAAUCAUUCAAUAUCAAUAAUUACUCUGAUAAAGAGCAAAUAAUUGAAGCUUCAUUUUUCUUCCUGAGUAAAAGUUGAAGAAAUUGUGAAGCGUUUCACAAAUAUUAAAGAUUAAACCUUUAAAAGAAGUGUUUACAUGAA
Solea solea (common sole) is the source of this 6599-nucleotide messenger RNA. Its product is annotated as kinesin-like protein KIF26B. The record is from RefSeq and is a predicted model, not a curated record. The transcript is spliced from 15 exons. NCBI's taxonomy places the organism in Eukaryota, Metazoa, Chordata, Actinopteri, Pleuronectiformes, Soleidae. Gene Ontology annotation, biological process: microtubule-based movement. Gene Ontology annotation, molecular function: ATP binding; microtubule binding; microtubule motor activity. The coding region runs from base 275 to 5989 and encodes 1904 amino acids.